This is a messenger RNA of Gilbertella persicaria, 3220 nucleotides long. RefSeq names its product glycine dehydrogenase. Gene Ontology annotation, cellular component: glycine cleavage complex; mitochondrion. Gene Ontology annotation, molecular function: glycine binding; glycine dehydrogenase (decarboxylating) activity; pyridoxal phosphate binding. NCBI's taxonomy places the organism in Eukaryota, Fungi, Mucoromycota, Mucoromycetes, Mucorales, Choanephoraceae. The record is from RefSeq and is a predicted model, not a curated record. The transcript has 3 exons. Gene Ontology annotation, biological process: glycine decarboxylation via glycine cleavage system. The coding region runs from base 114 to 3116 and encodes 1000 amino acids.
UUCACGCGCAAGGAAAAAACACAAUAAAUAGGUCUCCUAAUCUCCUUUUCCUCUUUUUUUUAUUUAACUAUUUAUCGUGCAAUUGAUUAGCUUCUGAAGAGCUAUUCAUCAGAAUGUUGUCACGUAUUGCCAUUAGAUCCAAAUGUGCUAUUGCACGCUUACCUGUACAGCACUUGGCUUCUCAGCCAUUGAGACAGUCCAUUAGACCAUCUGUUCGUUUCCAACACACUUCUAAGCCUGCUCUUGCUAAGCUUGCUCCUCUCGAUACUUUCCCUCGUCGUCACAUUGGUUCUGAGGGUAAUGAAGUUCAAGAUAUGUUGAAGCAGCUUAGAGUUAAAUCUAUUGAUGACAUGCUUGCAAAGACCAUUCCUCCCACUAUUCGUUCUCCUAAGCCAUUAGCUAUUGGCGAAGGUAUUCCUGAACGUCAAUUGCUUACUCGUCUCAAGGAAAUUGCCUCCAAGAACAAGAUUGCCCGUUCUUAUAUUGGCCAAGGCUAUACUGAUACGGUUGUACCCAAUGUCAUUUUGCGUAACAUCUUGGAAAAUCCCGCUUGGUACACUCAGUACACUCCUUAUCAACCCGAAAUUUCUCAAGGUCGUUUAGAAUCUCUCUUAAAUUAUCAAACUCUUGUCACUGACCUGACUGGAUUGCCUAUUGCUAAUGCUUCCCUUUUGGAUGAAGGUACUGCUGCUGCUGAAGCCAUGUUGAUGUGCUGGCAAGCUGGCCGUCGUAAGAAGAAUCUUUUUAUUGUAGAUGAAAACUGUCACCCUCAAACUAUUGCCUGUCUCAAGACUCGUGCUGAAUCAUUCAAUAUUCAAGUUGUUGUUGCAGACACACUUCACUAUAACUUUUCCGAACACAAGGACCUUUGCGGUGUUUUAUUACAGUAUCCUGAUACUCGUGGUUCAGUUAGAGACUAUGAAGCUUUAACGGCUAGUGUUCAUGCUGCCGGUGGUCAAGUUGCUGUUGCUACUGACUUGAUGGCCUUAACUUUACUCAAAUCUCCUGGUGAAUUUGGUGCUGAUAUUGCCCUUGGUAACUCUCAACGCUUCGGUGUUCCUAUGGGCUUUGGUGGCCCUCAUGCUGCCUUCUUUGCUUGUAAGGAUGAACAUAAGCGUCGUAUGCCUGGUCGCUUGAUUGGUGUCUCCAAAGAUGCUGAUGGCAACAACGCUUACCGUCUUGCUCUUCAAACAAGAGAACAACACAUUCGUCGCGAGAAAGCCACCAGUAACAUCUGUACCGCCCAAGCUCUCUUGGCUAACAUGUCUGCCAUGUACGCUGUUUAUCACGGUCCUGAAGGAUUAAAGGCUAUUGCUCAACGUAUCAACAAUUUGACUUCUGUUUUGGCUGAAUCCAUUCGCAAAUCUGGCUUUGUGAUCGAAAACGACGGUAAUUUCUUUGAUACACUUGCCAUUAGAGUUGGUAACUCUUCCUCUAUCAUCACCAAGGCUGCCGCUGCUGGUAUCAAUCUUCGUGCCAUUGACAGUGGUACUGUUGGUGUCACCCUUGAUGAAGCUGUGACUCAAGACGAUCUUGCUAAAUUGAUCCAAAUCUUCCAUAAGGAGGACCACCCUACUAUCUCUCUUGAAGAACUUACUAACUCACUCGAUGCCAACAAGAUUACCUUUGCUAGUCAACUUCAACGUACUUCUUCUUACUUGCAACACCCUGUAUUCAAUUCUUAUCAUUCUGAAACCAAAAUGCUUCGUUACAUUCACCACCUUGAAAGCAAAGAUCUCUCACUCGUUCACUCUAUGAUUGCCUUGGGUAGUUGUACCAUGAAAUUGAAUGCCACUACUGAAAUGAUUCCUGUUACAUGGCCCGAGUUUGCCAACAUCCAUCCAUUUGCUCCUGUUGAACAAACCGAAGGUUAUCUUACCAUGCUCGAUGAACUUGCUGAUGACUUGAAAGAAAUCACUGGCUUUGAAGGUGUCUCUCUUCAGCCCAACUCUGGUGCCCAAGGUGAAUAUGCUGGUCUUCGUGUUAUUCGCGCUUACCACCAUGCCCGUGGUGAAACUGAACGUAAUGUUUGUUUGAUUCCUAUCUCUGCUCACGGUACAAACCCUGCUUCUGCUGCCAUGUGCGGUAUGGAUGUCGUAAUUGUUCAAUGUGAUAAUGAUGGUAAUUUGGAUAUGGAAGACUUGAAGGCCAAGGCUGAGAAGCACAAGAAUAAAUUGGCUGCUGUCAUGAUCACUUAUCCUUCUACUUUUGGUAUGUUUGAAGCUGGUGUUUCUGAAGCUUGUAAAGUUGUUCAUGAAAACGGUGGUCUUGUCUACCUUGAUGGUGCCAACUUGAAUGCUCAGAUUGGUUUGACCAAGCCUGCUGAAAUUGGUGCUGAUGUUUGCCAUAUGAACUUGCAUAAGACUUUCUGUAUUCCUCAUGGUGGUGGUGGCCCUGGUAUGGGCCCUAUUGCUUGUACCAAGGAACUUGAACCUUAUCUUCCUGGUCACCCUGUUGUUGCUUGCGGUGGUAAAAACCCUAUUGGUCCUGUCUCUGCUGCUCCUUAUGGUUCUGCUUCCAUCCUUCCUAUUUCCUGGGGUUAUAUUAAGAUGAUGGGUGGUAAGGGUCUUACUGAAGCUACCAAGGUUGCUAUCUUGAAUGCCAACUAUAUGGCCAGUCGUCUUUCUGAACACUAUGAAGUUUUGUACACAAAUGAAAAUGGCAUGUGUGGUCACGAAUUUAUUGUGGAUAUCAGACCUUUUGUCCAACACGGUAUUGAAGCUAUUGAUGUUGCCAAACGUCUUCAAGAUUACGGGUUCCACAGUCCUACCAUGUCUUGGCCUGUUACCAACACACUUAUGAUCGAACCCACUGAAUCUGAAAGUAAGACUGAGCUGGAUCGUUUCUGUGAUGCCAUGAUUUCAAUUCGUAAAGAAAUCCAACAAGUCAUGGAUGGUAAAUUACCCAAGGGCAACAACAUGCUUAACAAUGCCCCUCACUCUAUCAAGACAUUGAUGUCUGAUAACUGGAGCCGUCCUUAUUCUCGUGAGAUUGCUGCUUUCCCUAUGCCUUACCUUAAGGAAAAGAAGUUCUGGCCUUCUGUUUCUCGUGUUGAUGAUGCCUAUGGUGAUCGUAACUUGAUGUGUACUUGUCCUUCUCCUGAAGAAUACUUGUAAUUUCUUUCUCUUUGUACUCUUAUCAUUGUAUUAUAGACUUUAUUUAUUCUUUUCAACCUUUAACAACUAGAUUUUAUAUCCCAAAAGAAUAAUAAUAAACAAAA